Molecule: messenger RNA, 1680 nt
Organism: Silurus meridionalis
Lineage: Eukaryota; Metazoa; Chordata; Actinopteri; Siluriformes; Siluridae
Gene: p2rx1
Product: purinergic receptor P2X, ligand-gated ion channel, 1
Exons: 14
Coding region: 141-1373 (410 amino acids)
Biological process (GO): response to ATP; monoatomic cation transmembrane transport
Cellular component (GO): plasma membrane; nuclear inner membrane
Molecular function (GO): ATP binding; extracellularly ATP-gated monoatomic cation channel activity; purinergic nucleotide receptor activity
Source: RefSeq, a predicted model, not a curated record
GAGAGAGAGAGAGAGAGAGAGAGAAAAGGAAGUCAGAUCACAAUGCCUCUGCACUUUCUCACUCGCACUCCCUCUCUCUCUGAGAGCUGAGAGAAGAGUCAGUGAUAGUAGAGUCUUCAGCCUUCAUACAUCCAGCAAAAAUGAGGAACAUCUUAAAGGAUGCUUUUGAGGACUUCUUCUUUGAGUAUGAGACCCCUCGGCAGGUGCUGGUGAAAAACCCGAGAGUGGGUAUCGCCUGCAGAAUCCUCCAGUUGGGGGUGCUGGCUUACAUUAUAGGAUGGGUGUUCAUUUAUGAACGAGGUUACCAGAAUGAAGACACGGCUAUAAGCUCAGUUUUUACUAAGAUGAAAGGAUUAGCUUACACUUCAAUAAAUGGAACUGAGAGGCUUUGGGAUGUAGCCGAUUAUGUUUUCCCUGAUCAGGGGGUCUCAUCGUUUGUUGUGAUGACAAAUUUCAUUAUGACGGUGGGCCAGUCACAGGGCAAAUGCCCAGAGCUUCUGGAUGAUACUAACAACUGCACUAAGGAUAGCGAUUGCACGAUGGGCCAAUAUAAGCGUACUGGAAAUGAGAGCUACAAGAAAGACGCGACCAUUCAGCUCUUCGACGAUGAACUAGGCAAAGAGAGAGGGCUCAUGACUGGGAAGUGCCUGGACAAUACCACUUGUGAGAUCCUAAGCUGGUGUCCUGUACAAGACGACCGGGUGAUACCAAAUCCUCCUCUUUUGGCUGCAGCAGAGAAUUUCACACUGUUCAUCAAAAACUCCAUCUCAUUCCCUGAAUUUGGAGUUGUGAGAAGUAAUCUAGUGGAAAGCGUGAAUUCAAGUUAUCUCAAAACCUGCCUGUUUGACCAAAAUGCAAAUCGACUGUGUCCCAUCUUCAGGCUCGGAGAUAUUGUGAGCCUCUCUGGGUUUAAGUUCUCAGAGUUAGCUCAAGUGGGUGGAUCAAUAGGGAUUCUGAUUGAAUGGGAGUGUAACCUGGACCUUCGUAUUGAAAAAUGCAUACCCCAGUACAAAUUUGAAGGCCUCUAUGGAAACAGCUCUCAAGCAUCAGUGGGAUACAAUUUCAGAACGGCAAAAUAUUACGCAGAGGAUAAAAUCCAGAAGAGAACACUCAUGAAAGUGUUUGGCAUAUUCAUUGAGAUCAUCGUACAUGGACAGGCGAGAAAGUUUGACAUCAUCCCAACACUAACAGCCAUAGGGUCAGGAGUGGGAAUCUUCGGAGUGGCCACCGUCGUGUGCGAUGUGGUUCUUCUGCAUUUAGUGCCAAAGAAGGAUUUCUACAAAACCAUGAAAUUCAAAUCAACACCGUUGCAGGAACAGGAACCCGAGUCGGUGAAGAUGGACCAAGCCAAGGAGGGAACACAAGAGAAAUGAAAGGAGGCAUUUGACAAAAACGUGUCUGCACUGAAAGUUAGAAAAAAUAUAUAUACUGAGUUCACUGCACUGGACCAGGAGAAAGGCCUGAUACCUAUCCUGAGAGACCUAUGAAUGAACACACACACACACACACACACACACACACACAAAACGAUUUCAUAAAAACACAUCAUUAAUUCCUUUUGCCUUCAGAUCUAAAGACCGCAGACUACAAAGAAACUGACUGUAACAUUGAGAUUAUGUUUAAAGGCUGAAUUUGUAGAGCGUAUAUUGUAAAUAAUAAAUACAAAAUGAACUACUUUAA